UCCCUUUCAGAAAUAUUCAUACGGUUUAACCGACUGUUUACAUUUCCGCGUCCGUCGCACAAUAAUGACAGGACUCGUCGCGAUGCUGUGAUGUCACGCCUGUCGCUGCUUUGCUAGUGAUACCUACAUGAGGAGUUGAGCAGACGGAGCAGUUUGCAAUGGGAUCCUUUAUUAUAACAAAUUCGAGGAUGUGUCUCAAGCAUCUGUGCCCCCUACUUAGGCGCCCUCUUUAUCACCACCGUUCGCCACUAAAGAUUAACCAGCUGAAUGGUCACCCCUACUGUACCAGAGGGAACAGAAAACCGUCAGAGUUUCAUGGCACCAAGCAGAGAGACUUCAGUCAGAGAGAGAGAGAUUCAUUCCCGAAGUCAGUGUUUGCAGCCGGCAAUGCCAGGAGAACCGCUGAUAUUUUAAAGAGGAAAUCGGGAUCGGGUCAGGAUCAGGUCAGCACGGGUUCGUCGAAAGGCCGUGCAGCGUUUAUAUCUGAGAUUCCCGCUCGGGCUCUGAGCGUUUCGGAAUGGAGAGAUCUGAAAAUCGGCUCGUCCAGGCCUGAGCGCUUUGAGCUGAGGAUGAUGGAGGGAAUGCUGGCCGCUGAGGCUGACCUCAACGUCGCUAAAUCUCUACUCAACUACGUCGCUGUCGAAAAUGGAACCCUGCCGUACGAACUGCUGCUGAGGUAUCUGACGCUUUGUGUUUCUGGUGGCCAUCACUCAGAGGUUUCAGACGUCUACGACAUUAUGAAGAGCUGCUUUAAGACUCUGGACACGGGAGCGUACAGUCUGUUUGUGAAAGGUCUGAGUCAGACCGAGCGCUGGACCGAAGCUUUGACCAUUCUGGUGGACAUUAAGAAGCUCAUCACACCGUCAUCCAGGAAUUAUGGUGAUGCCGUGAGUGGGGCUGUUCUCCAUGGUGACCGUGAGACGGCAUGGCAUCUGUACAGCGAGCUGAUAGAUCAGGGACUGACGCCCACUCAGGAGACAUGGUGCUGUUUAUUCGAAAGUGGUGUGAGUCAGAGUGCACACACAGAUGAACUCCUGGCCAUCCUGAGCUACAUGAGAGAAAACCAGAUUUAUCCGGAGGAGAAGCUGGUCAGGAGCAUUAAAGUGUGGUUUGAAAGUUUACCAGGUGAGACCUGGAGAGGGACGUAUACUUCAGUAGAUCCCCGAGGAGUGUGUCGGAGCUGUGGGACAGAACUGGAGUCCAUCCAGCUGACAGAGGAGGAAUACGCUCAGCUAAAACACAGAGUGAUGGAGGAUGUGAUCGAGGGUCAGGACAUCUUCAACAAGACCACACCUGAGGAGCUGGAAAGUUUUAAGAGCUUUGUGAAAAAAAGACCUGUGUUUGAUGUCAUCAUCGAUGGUCUGAACGUCGCGAACAUGGUGCCGAAGUGUGUGAAGUCCGAGACGCUGUUAGCAGUGGUCUCAGAGCUUCAGGGGCUAAAUGUUCUGGUUCUGGGCCGAAAACACAUGCAGCAGCCAUCACGCAACUGGAACAGACAUGAUAUGAACCAGAUCCAACAGAAAGCACACUGCUUCUUCACUGAGAACAUCUCAGAGGAUGACCCGUUCCUGCUCUAUGCCGCACUGCAUUCUGGGAACCACUGUAACUUCGUGAGCCGGGACCUGAUGAGGGAUCACAAGGCGUGUCUCCCGGACAGUGCCACGCGACGCCUCUUCUUCAAGUGGCAGCGAGGACACCAGCUGGUGCUCAGUCACUUCAUCCCAGGGAAGAGGAUUCGCUUUCAGAGGACAUCACGCUAUGAUACCAUCGUCCAGAACCAGGGAAAGACGUGGCACGUACCCUACGAUGAGACCGGAGGAGCGAGGAGCACGCAUGAAGUUCCACACAGGUGGCUGUGUCUCAGGAACCAUGUGUGUAGAGAUUAAUAAGGGCCUGGAUCUCCUGGUCAGUGUCGUGUUUAUACACGGAAUCACCUUUUUGUUCAACAAUAAUAAAGUAAUAUGGGUGAGAAACCAACCGAAUGAGUUUCUGUGUG
Hemibagrus wyckioides is the source of this 1996-nucleotide messenger RNA. RefSeq names its product protein only RNase P catalytic subunit (gene prorp). NCBI's taxonomy places the organism in Eukaryota, Metazoa, Chordata, Actinopteri, Siluriformes, Bagridae. Gene Ontology annotation, biological process: mitochondrial tRNA 5'-end processing; tRNA 5'-leader removal. The coding region runs from base 159 to 1886 and encodes 575 amino acids. Gene Ontology annotation, molecular function: protein binding; ribonuclease P activity. The record is from RefSeq and is a predicted model, not a curated record. Gene Ontology annotation, cellular component: mitochondrion; mitochondrial ribonuclease P complex. The transcript is spliced from 8 exons.